UCCAAUAUCUGAAAGUAAUUUUUUCUGAUGUUACUUCCGUUUAUAAAUGCAACAGUCAAUCUAUUUAUUAUAAUGAUAGUGCUCAUUAUUAUUGCCUUCAUAAAUACACCAGUCUUUCUUUUGCGAACAUUGAUCAAACAUAAUGGAACCUUUUUUACUGCAAAUGCUUCAUAUUCUGAGGACGUAACUCCCAGAAUCAUCGGAGCAGUAUAUCCACCUGGAUUUCUCACGUCUAAUGCGCACUUAUGUCCGGGGAAAGGAACAAAUAUAUCUCUUCUUAUAGCCGUGUUCUCAACACCAUCAUUGUGGAUGUCGAGAAAUAUCAUAAGAAAAACUUGGGGACAGUAUACAAGGCGGCACGACGUGUCCGUUGUGUUCUUCAUUGGAUUCACCACCAACGAAGUGACCACAAAAUACCUAGAAGUGGAGCAAGAGUGCUAUGCUGAUAUCGUACAAGGAAGAUUUUCAGACUCCUAUCACAAUCUGACAUAUAAAACACUCUCGAUUCUUGAAUGGGUGGAAGGUUUUUGUCCGAAAGCAGAUUUUCUCCUGAAAACGGACGACGAUGUCUUCGUUCACGUUGAGAACACCUUGAAAUUAAUUUCUGCACUGGACAGAAAUGCCAGGAGAAUCUAUGGUAGUAUCGUCAAGAAAUUGGAACCUUAUCGGGAUAUGAAAAUAAAAUACUUCAUUUCUAAGAAACAGUAUAAACUAGGAAGGUUUCCAGAUUUCACAGGUGGACCUGGUUACCUGAUCCCAGUACGCUUGGUUCCAGAGCUGUACUCAGCUGCACUCAAUUUUCCGUUUUUAAAAGUGGAGGAUGUUCUUUUCACAGGCAUAAUAGCUAGAUUUCUCGGAAUAAAACUGGUUCAUAUGUCGAAUUUUCACAGUUCUAGGAUUUCCUUAUCGAACUAUGAUAUAAGGAAAGCCAUAAAUGUACACAGUGUAUCAAGAAGUGAGCAGCUUCUUAUGUGGAGGAUGAUUCACAGUCGAGAAGUGAAUAGAUUAGAAUUCGAGCAAACAAUAUUUUUUUCCAUCAAAGAUAUGAAUUGAUUGUAGGGUGAAUAAAAAUAUGUUUUCAUAGUAUUUCUUCAGGCAGGCCA
Coccinella septempunctata (seven-spotted ladybird) is the source of this 1103-nucleotide messenger RNA. Its product is annotated as beta-1,3-galactosyltransferase 5-like. Gene Ontology annotation, molecular function: hexosyltransferase activity. Lineage: Eukaryota; Metazoa; Arthropoda; Insecta; Coleoptera; Coccinellidae. Gene Ontology annotation, cellular component: membrane. The transcript has a single exon. The record is from RefSeq and is a predicted model, not a curated record. Bases 28 to 1053 code for a protein of 341 amino acids.